CUGGACGGAAUUUGAUGGGGAACCAUAGAUCGAUGACAUGUCAUGAUCUGAGUAGGCCGAUGACGUAUACGUAAAUCUAUCAUCUUUCGUUCUGGCCUGGUCCUAGAACUCUAGAGUAGAAAUCAAAAGGGCAACAACAGAGAUGCUAGCUCAGAGAAGGAACGUUUCACAGAGGGAGAAGCCCGACAUGGCAGCUCGCAAGAGAGCUUUAGCAGACGCAUCCACCACAGAACACAAAUCUCAAGACCCCACUCCAACGGAGCCUCCAACUGCGCCACUAAAUUCAAAGUCGGGCUUCAUUCUGAAGCUCUCCCUCUUACUUUUGAGCCCAUACUUGUACUUCAUCUUCCACCACUACAAGAUCGACAGGGACCUCAAGAAGUCAAUCCUCGUAAAUGCGGGGGUCAGCCUCGCUGCGUUCUUCGUCACUCGUAAGAUGAUCCCCGUGGCUUCCAAAUACGUCCUCAGGCGCAAUCUUUUUGGCUACGAUAUUAACAAGAGGGGUACCUAUGGAGGCACUCUCAGAGGGCCUGAGUCAUUGGGUAUUGUUGUUGGAAUUGUUUUCUUGGUCUUGGCCAUCUUAUUUCAGUAUUCUAACUUCACAUCCGAUUCCAAUUGGCUUGUUGAGUACAAUGCAGCAUUGGCAUCCAUCUGCUUCAUGACAUUACUUGGAUUUGUCGAUGAUGUCCUUGAUGUCCCUUGGAGAGUGAAAUUACUGCUGCCAUCAUUUGCUACUCUUCCUUUGUUGAUGGCUUAUGCUGGGCAUACAACUAUUGUUAUACCAAAGCCUCUCAUUCCAUACGUUGGCCCAGAGGUUCUUGAUCUAGGAUGGAUAUACAAGCUAUAUAUGGGGCUUUUGGCGGUUUUCUGCACAAACUCUAUCAAUAUCCAUGCUGGUCUGAAUGGACUUGAAGUUGGGCAAACAGUUGUAAUUGCAUCUGCUAUUUUGAUUCACAAUACCAUGCAAAUUGGAGCAUCUACAGAUCCUGAAUAUAAGCAGGCCCAUGCAUUCUCUAUUUAUUUAGUUCAACCCUUACUUGCGACCUCAUUGGCUUUACUUUCUUACAACUGGUACCCAUCUUCAGUUUUUGUUGGAGAUACUUACACGUACUUUGCUGGGAUGACUAUGGCUGUAGUUGGGAUUUUAGGCCAUUUUAGUGAAACACUACUGAUUUUCUUUGCUCCUCAAGUUUUGAACUUCCUCUUAUCGCUCCCUCAGCUGUCGGGUUUGGUUCCAUAUCCACGGCAUCGUCUCCCUAGGUUUGAUUCUAAGACUGGUCAGCUAACUGGGACUAAUGAUGGGACACUGGUUAGUUUUCUUUUGAGACUACUUGGCAGGAUGUCAGAAAAGUCACUUUGCAUCGUUCUUCUUCUUUUCCAGGCCAGUGCAUGCUGCCUCUGUUUUGUGCUGAGGUAUUACCUUGCUGGUUGGUAUAAAUGAGAUGGCAACGUCAAAGAAAUGGUCUUCUGGCCGUAAUGAUUAACAUCUGGAACACUUGCUCUUGAAUGAUAUGACCUGGUUUAAAAGAGU
Juglans microcarpa x Juglans regia is the source of this 1531-nucleotide messenger RNA. RefSeq names its product UDP-N-acetylglucosamine--dolichyl-phosphate N-acetylglucosaminephosphotransferase-like. Lineage: Eukaryota; Viridiplantae; Streptophyta; Magnoliopsida; Fagales; Juglandaceae. Gene Ontology annotation, molecular function: UDP-N-acetylglucosamine-dolichyl-phosphate N-acetylglucosaminephosphotransferase activity. The record is from RefSeq and is a predicted model, not a curated record. Gene Ontology annotation, cellular component: membrane. Gene Ontology annotation, biological process: protein N-linked glycosylation; dolichol-linked oligosaccharide biosynthetic process.